Molecule: messenger RNA, 1572 nt
Organism: Penicillium vulpinum
Lineage: Eukaryota; Fungi; Ascomycota; Eurotiomycetes; Eurotiales; Aspergillaceae
Product: YagE family protein
Exons: 2
Coding region: 1-1572 (523 amino acids)
Source: RefSeq, a predicted model, not a curated record
AUGGCGCCUGCCGCAGAGAAUUCUCCUCUUCUGCCGCAACAUCAGAACUCGGCCUCUAAUACGUCACCACGGGCGAACCGGACGCCGCGAUCGGUAUCCUUCAAUCCGCUCACACAAAUCAGCACCUACGGCAGCACUGCUUCUACAUCCGAUCCUACAUUCCAACCCUUGCAAUCAGACUCACCUCCCGUGCAGAAUGUCAACGCCCAGGGUGGCCAGCCGCGUCCCGGCAGUCAACCCAUGCUCUCAGCAUUGAAUAGCAAGCUUCGUCGUCGCAAUAGCCAUGGGGCUCCCUUCACCCCCGUAUCGAAUCCAUCACAUGCGGCAUCUAAGAUUGGACCGCAGCGAACAACCAAAAAAGCGCAAAAACUAAAACUACUGCCUGACCCUGUGACGGAAGAGGAAGAAGGGUCUGACGGAGAUUUCCCUCGGGAUGUCUAUUCACAAAUCACUCGCAUCAAGGACCCCGCCGCACGAAGCCAUGCUGCACGAUUGGGCAAAGCCGACCGCGAUCGCAUACCUCGAGUAACAGCUUACUGCACGGCCAAUUCGUAUCGACUCGAGGGUGUCAUCAAGUUCCUCAAGUCACGGAGCAAGACUCGCGGAGCCAACCCCAAGCUGUACGAUGAAUGCGUCUACUCUCCUUUUGAUUACCAGUACGAAGAAAAGCAGAACGCACGGUUAUUUCCAGAACCAAGUGGCAAUGGACACCAUGAGAGGCGACCUAGUGAAAGAAGAUACUCGGAUAGUGCGGUGGAGGUUGAAGACAAUAAGAAGACCAGAAGAGAGGACUUGAUUGAUCUACACGAUGAGGGCACUCACUCAAAUGAUAACGAACAAGUAGUCGUCAAAGAGACUCCUGAUAUCGACAUCACAAUUCACACACCCGAGGUAUUCCUCUUCGACUACGGAACGGUUGUAAUAUGGGGAAUGACGCCUGCGCAAGAAUCACGAUUCUUGUCCGAUAUCUCCAAAUUUGCGACCUCCAUAUUGAGUCCUGAUGACACGCAGAUCGAGAAUUUUAAUUUCUACUAUGCACGCGAGUACCAAGCCAGGAUCUACAACGACUUCAUCUCUCUUCGUGAUCCGCGCAAUAAUAUGGUCAAGCUGGCGAUCUCUCAUGCUCUGGCGCAGUCGGUCAAGACAUCGCUUUUCGAAGAUCUUGUGUCAGAAACAAUCACCGACACUGCGCCACUACCUGCCCAGAUAGCGCAAACUGGUAGCGUCAAUCUCACUCGUCGGCAAAUCAAUAUGCAGAUUGGAGAACUCUUUAUUCUCCGCAUCAAUAUUCACUUGCAGGGAUCUGUCCUCGAUAGCCCAGAACUUUUCUGGGCAGAGCCGCAGUUGGAGCCUGUUUACCAGGCUGUCCGAAGCUACCUGGAGAUGGAUCAGCGUGUUGGUCUGCUGACGGAACGAUUGGAUGUCAUUGCAGAUCUUCUUGCAGUCCUAAAGGACCAAUUGACACACCGCCAUGGCGAGUAUCUCGAAUGGAUUGUCAUCGUCUUGAUCGCCGCAGAGAUUCUCGUGGCUGCAAUCAACAUUGUUGUCGAUCUCUACGCUGGAGUAGACUAG